AUGAGCAGCACUGGACAACGCUUUACCGAUGUGGAGCUGGAAAAUCAACGUUUACCGGCUUGCUAUGGUUACUUUACAUGCAAGUCAGUACCGCUUGAAGAAGCCAUGGGCGAUCUAGGUAAAUACCUACCAGAAAUCAAGCGAUUCGUAAAAAUGGCCAAGAAACACUGCACAUUUCCCAAUGAACACAAUUUAAACAAAGAUGAAGCUGCUGCAGUUUAUUUGUACACCAUGGAAAUGUCAGACGAAGCUACUGUUUAUCGUCUUUUAAAUCAAACACUCCGUGCCGAGGACCGAUCUACAGUUCGUCCAUGGUUUUCCUAUUUAAAACUAUUAGAUUCUGCGGCUGCUAGAUUACCUAAAUUUAAAGGUACUGUUUGGCGUGGAGUAAAUAAAAAUGUUAGUAACACGUUCAAAAAAGGUCAAAAAAUAACAUGGUGGAGUGUGAGCUCAUGCUCAACAUCAGUUGACGUCAUUUCGUCAUUUCUCGGCAAUGUUCCGCAAAGUACGCUUUUCAAUAUUGAUUGUAUCAAUGGAAAAUCUAUUGCAGCGUACACAUGUUAUCCAACUGAAGAUGAAGUUAUUCUAAUGCCUGGUACUACAUUUGAAGUUGUGUCAAAUCCAUUACAUCAUCAUGGCGGUUUACAUAUCAUUCAUUUGAAAGAGAUAUCCGAUGAUGAUGAUGAUGAUGAUGAUGAACAAGAGCCGACAGGAUUGUCAACAGCAAGUGCUUCUGCUACAGCCUCCGUGGCCCAAAAAUUCAGCGGCAUGGAUUUAAGUAAGAAAAAAAAUUGA
Rotaria sp. Silwood2 is the source of this 795-nucleotide messenger RNA. The record is from the annotation of a GenBank genome assembly. Lineage: Eukaryota; Metazoa; Rotifera; Eurotatoria; Philodinida; Philodinidae.